AUGACCUUCGAAGAAGUUGAACCAAAGAAGGAAAAGAUUUGUCAGCCACUGUCAUCGUUUUCUUCACUUCCAGAUGAAAUCACAGAAAACAUUCUUGCCCGUGUUUCGAGGUGGAACUAUCCUCCGCUUUCUCUCGUCUCAAAGAGCUUCCGCUCUCUCUUAUCUUCCUUGGAAAUCUAUAAGACGCGAUCUCAAAUCGGAACCGAAGAAACAUGCGUAUAUGUCUGCCUACAGUUACACAAUCAACCACAUCCGAGCUGGUUUAGUGUUUGGGCUAAACCUAAUAAUCAAACCCUAACCAAACAGAGAGGAAAGAUUAGGUUUAAGAAGGAUCCAACUGGAAACUCGGUUGUUCCGACACGUAUACAUUCUCCUCGCAUAACAAGUCGGUCCACCGUAACGGUUGAUCCUGAAAUCUACUUAAUCGGUGGACCCCGCGAGGAGCCUUCUUCCUCUGUUUGGAUCCUUGAUUGUCGGAGUCAUACUUGGCGUAACGGCCCUAACAUGACCGUGGCACGGCCGGGAGGAUCCAUGCGUAUUUACUGA
Molecule: messenger RNA, 546 nt
Organism: Brassica napus (rape)
Lineage: Eukaryota; Viridiplantae; Streptophyta; Magnoliopsida; Brassicales; Brassicaceae
Product: F-box/kelch-repeat protein At5g39560-like
Exons: 1
Coding region: 1-546 (181 amino acids)
Molecular function (GO): protein binding
Source: RefSeq, a predicted model, not a curated record